Hordeum vulgare subsp. vulgare (domesticated barley) is the source of this 2481-nucleotide messenger RNA. RefSeq lists its product as uncharacterized. Gene Ontology annotation, cellular component: Golgi membrane; Ric1-Rgp1 guanyl-nucleotide exchange factor complex. Gene Ontology annotation, biological process: retrograde transport, endosome to Golgi. The transcript has 14 exons. NCBI's taxonomy places the organism in Eukaryota, Viridiplantae, Streptophyta, Magnoliopsida, Poales, Poaceae. The record is from RefSeq and is a predicted model, not a curated record. Bases 408 to 2066 code for a protein of 552 amino acids.
ACACAAGCAGAAAGGAGGUGAAGGAGUCCUUCAAGCCCAGCGAACCAACCCGCGGCAACGUCGUCCCUCCUCCCUCCCUCCCUCUCGUCUCCCCAAAUCCGACGGCCUCAAACCCCAAUUCUCGCCGGCGACCCACUCCACCCAACCACCGGCGGGAACCCCUCCGUCGUCUCGUCUCGUCUCGUCCUCGUCCUCGUCCGCCCCUCUGCCGCGUUGGGUUGGCGGGCGCGGAGUGGAGAUCCCGCCGCGCCGGCCGGAGUCAUCUUCUCUCUCUCUCUCUCUCUCUCGGUGGACUGUAUCAUCGUUACCAGCCACAGCUUUAGAAGAACGAUGCAUCUUGUGGGCCUAUUCUUUCUCAAUGGACCGGCGGAAAUUUGUUGAAUUGGAAGAGUUACUGAUCUGAUAACAUGUCACUCCGACUUCCACUUCCGCAAGGCCUCUCCUUUUUCAAAAGUGUUGGGUGGUUUGAAGACAGUAAGGUUGAUUCAGCUGCCAAGCACCACUUGUCUCCAAAAUUUAAGCUCCAGACAGAUAAGGAGGUGUAUAGACCUGGUGAUUCAGUUACCGCGACAAUAGAAAUCUCUAGUCCCUCUAGUUUAAAGGAUGAAGCGGGGACAGCGUCAGGUGGAGAUGUCACAUCUCUCUUGGUAGAUGGGCUAUCUUUCGAACUUAAAGGAAUUGAGAAGUUGGAUAGCCAAUGGUUCUCUGUUCCAAAGCCCUUACCAGGGUCUAAGCAAAGGAGAGGUGAAUAUUUGUUUUUGGAUUGUUCGGCACCCUCAUUAGUCUCCAAAGUAAUAAUUGCUUCGGGGCAAACAAAAACAUAUAUUGUACGUUUGGAGCUCCCAAAGAUUUUACCACCAUCAUAUAGGGGCAUCAGUAUUCGCUAUAUUUAUUAUGUUAGGAGUACAUUGCUUGGGAGAUUGAUUGACUUGGGUAAUGAGGAUCAAACUAAAGGCAAUGUAAAUAGUGCGGUUCAGCUGGAAACCCGAGUCCCCUUGCAGAUAUGUGUUUCCCAGAAAAGCAGCAACUUACUAAAUGAAGAAGGAAGUUUUCCACUCUCAGUUGAGCAACUGAGUAUAUUUUGGAGAGAAAAGGAUGAUGAUUCAGAAUGGAGCAAAGCAAAUGAUAAUACUGAUCUAGAAGAAGGAUAUGAUAGUUCGAAAGAUGAAGUUUCAUCGGUUUCCUCGUACAACCCUUCCAAAUCAAAUACGGACUUUCCCAUCAGGACCUCAACAUCGACACACUCCUUAUCAUCACGUCUCUCCACGAAUGAAGCAUUGUAUUCUCAGGGAGAGCGCCCCACUUUCCCAUUAUACAAUGCAAUUCCUCGAUUGUCAGUGUCCGAGAUUUCUGAUGACCAUGGUGGAGGAGCGGUAUCACCUCUAAGGAAGCUAGAUCAUUUGCAUUUGGAUCAUCAUCCAUCAAAUGGUCAAAGAUUUUCUCUAGAUUCUGAUCGCCCAAAAGAUGAUGUUGGACUUCCUCUCACGCCAAAACAUGUUGAACCAUCUGGAUCAGAAGGCUUUAUGAGAGGAAGAUCAUAUAAUAUACGAAUAGAUGAUCAAGUCUUGCUUCGUUUCUCACCAAAGAAUUCUGACUCAACUUAUUACUUUGGUGAUAUGAUUGGUGGAGCACUCACUUUUUUCCAUGGAACUGGAACACGGAGAUGCCUAGAGGUAUCUAUAACCUUGGAAACAUCAGAAACAAUUAAUCCUCGUGUAAUACACCCUUCACGAAGGGUCUCACCGACAAUAACCAAGGUACACAGUGAACAUCAUGAAGUUGUUGCAGAUCUUCACCAAACAAGUUUUCUCUUCUCAAUUCCUAUUGAGGGACCAAUGUCAUUUGCUACCUCAAAGGUUACUGUACAGUGGUCCCUUAGAUUUGAGUUCUUCACAACUCCGGCAGGAAUGGACUCAUCAAGGUAUGAGCACCCACUUCUUGUUGAGAAAAGAGAGAAGGGGGACUGGGUCCUCCCAAUAACAGUUUAUGCACCUCCAAUGCGUAGACGAGCUACUCAUGGAAGAAACGGUAGAUCUGCAUUAGUUGGAAAUCUGUUCAACUCUUGAAGAUAAUCUGAAUACCCCUACCCUCUUGUAUCUUACCUCAGAUGAACAAGUUGCUGUUGCUGUUAUUUGAAAAUCGGUACCUGCCUGCGGACCUUCGGUGGGUGCUACUGUAUGUAGUUCAGCACGCACAACUGCACCCAGGCCAUAUGUGUAAAAUGUCCAGAAGGUUUUGAAGAAGACAGUGAGCGAGAGGGAAACUUGGGUUGCACAAAUAGUCUGCUUCUGUCUGAUGUACACAAACAGUCUUUCUCUCAUCACCAGAGAACAUAACAGGUUGGCACUUGAUUUACGUGAUGCGGACAUGCGUAGCGCAAGAUACUACACAGAGCGUACCGAGUGUAUACCUUUUACCCGAUGGACUGGUUUUUUGGGGCGCUUGAUUAAGCUAUUAAUUACAUCCUCACGUUUGGUUGCA